AUGCCGCCCCGUCUCACAGGCACGCUCUCACUGUACCCACUGCCCAGCUCGGCAUGGGCGCGCCGGCCCUAUUUCACGUCGGGGGACGAGGGCGCUGAUCGCGCGGUGGUCUUCAUCGGCGGGCUUCACGCUGGACUGCUCGAUGCACCGUUCCUUGUGCCGCUCUCGCGCACGCUCGGCGCCUCUGGAUGGCGACUCGUACAGAUGCACUGGUCGGGUGCGUAUGAUGGGUUCGGGAGCGGCAGCCUCGCGCGCGACUGCGAUGAAAUGGAGGCGCUCGUGGGCCAUCUUCAGGCAGAGGGCGUGCGCCUUGUUGUGAUUGCGGGACACUCCACUGGUGCACAGGACGUUCUGCACUACCUCACCUCGGCGAGGCGCAGCGUCGGGGGCGGCAUCCUCGUGUCCCCCGCCUCGGACAGGGAGUACUACGAGAUGGGGCGGGACGCGGUGUGGACUGCCCAGCUCGAGAUUGCGCAGAGGCUCAUUAAGGACGGACGUGGGGAUACGCUUCUCGACGACGAGAUGACACGGGCAUUUGGCGCGCGCGUUACGGCCUACCGCCUACACAACCUCAUUGGGGUUGGGGGCGAAGACGACUAUUUCUCCUCAGACAUCCCAGACACCGCGGAUGGCGUGCAUGCCCAUCCGCUUUCCGAAUCCUUUGGGCGUCUGAGCGUGCCGGUGCGCGCGCUCUGGAUGGAAAACGACCACUGCGCAAGUUUGCCGGAUCAGCGCGUGCUCCUCCGACGGUGGGAAGUGGCGAGCGGCGGCAAGCUGAGUUGGAAUUUGGUAGAGGGCGCGACGCACAGUGUGGAAGAGGAGGAGGCGCAGGCGGUACUGUGUGAGGACGUGUGUGCGUGGCUGCUGGCGCAUUUCGGCUAG
Molecule: messenger RNA, 882 nt
Organism: Cutaneotrichosporon oleaginosum
Lineage: Eukaryota; Fungi; Basidiomycota; Tremellomycetes; Trichosporonales; Trichosporonaceae
Source: RefSeq, a predicted model, not a curated record